AUGGCCUCUUCGGAGAACCAGACCAUCUCCGAUGGGUUCAUCCUGGUGGGCUUUUCCUACCUUAACAAGCUGCAAAUCCUUCUGUUUCUGCUGCUUCUUGUUACCUACCUGCUCACCCUGAUGGGGAACCUGCUCGUUAGCCUCCUGAUAAAGCUGAACCCCUCCCUCCACACCCCCAUGUAUUUCCUCCUGGUCAACCUGUCUGUCUUGGAAAUCUGCUGCACCACCAGUGUGACCCCUCAGCUGCUGGUUCACCUGCUGGUGGAGGAAAAGACCAUCUCCUUUGUGGGUUGUGCAGUACAGAUGUUUGUCUUCACCACCCUGGGUCUCACAGGUUCCUGUCUCCUCGCAGCCAUGGCCUAUGACCGCUACGUGGCCAUAUGCCACCCCUUGCACUAUACGACCAUCAUGAGUGGCCGGUUUUGUGCAAAACUGGCAGGUGCUUCAUGGACUAUCUGCAUCAUGGUGGAAAUCGUUCAAACCACCUGGAUCUUCAGCCUGUCAUUCUGUGGCCCCAACCGCAUCCAGCAUUACUUCUGCGACAUCCCACCAUUAUUGAAGAUGGCCUGCACCGACACAUCCAGAAAUGAGGUGGUGGUCUUCACUCUCUCAAUUGUGUUCAUCAUGGGCCCUUUCCUGUUGAUAGUCCUGUCCUACAUCCGCAUUCUCUCCACCAUCCUCAAGCUGCCGUCAGCGGAGGGGAGGCGUAAAGCCUUCUCCACCUGCUCCUCCCAUCUCACGGUGGUGACUUUGCUCUAUGGAACAGCCCUUAUCACCUACCUGAGGCCCAAGUCUACCUCCACCCAGGAAAAUGAUCAGCUGAUUUCCCUCAUGUACACAGUUGUGACACCUGUGUUGAACCCCAUAAUAUACACACUGAGGAACAAAGAGGUGCACGGAGCCUUUAGAAAAACUCUAGAGAAGAGCAUCUGUUCUCACAACUAG
This is a messenger RNA of Pelodiscus sinensis (Chinese soft-shelled turtle), 945 nucleotides long. The record is from RefSeq and is a predicted model, not a curated record. Lineage: Eukaryota; Metazoa; Chordata; Testudines; Trionychidae.